This is a messenger RNA of Aplysia californica (California sea hare), 5041 nucleotides long. Its product is annotated as cyclin-G-associated kinase. Lineage: Eukaryota; Metazoa; Mollusca; Gastropoda; Aplysiida; Aplysiidae. The record is from RefSeq and is a predicted model, not a curated record. Gene Ontology annotation, molecular function: ATP binding; AP-2 adaptor complex binding; protein serine/threonine kinase activity. Gene Ontology annotation, cellular component: cytoplasm. Gene Ontology annotation, biological process: protein phosphorylation; regulation of clathrin-dependent endocytosis; positive regulation of Notch signaling pathway.
GUGGUUUUGCCUUUGUGUUUGUGGCCCAGGAUGUGAGCUCUGGGAAGGAGUACGCACUAAAGAGACUUUUAGCAAAUGAUGAAGAAAAGGAAAAAGCUGUGUUAGAGGAGAUCAAGUACCUGAAAAAACUCUCGGGCCACCCCAGUAUUAUCCAGUUCAUCUCGGCGGCGGCGAUAUCGAAAGAGCAGUCAGACCACGGCCAAUCGGAGUACCUGUUGCUGACGGAGCUGUGCCCGGGCGGUCAGCUGGUGGACGAACUGACCAGGAGGGGGAGGCCACUCCCGUUUGACCAGGUGCUGCGGGUGUUCUACUACAGCUGCCGCGCCGUGCAGCACAUGCACAAGCAAAAGCCGCCCAUCAUACACAGGGACUUGAAGGCAGAGAACUUGCUGAUCAGCUCGCAGGGCACCAUCAAGCUGUGCGACUUUGGCAGCGCUACCACCGAGGCCCACUACCCAGACUCCUCGUGGUCCGCCAUACAGCGCAGCCUGGUGGAAGAUGAGAUCACCAAGAACACAACGCCGAUGUACAGAGCUCCUGAGAUGCUUGACUUGUACCAGAACUUUCCCAUCAAUGAAGCCUGUGAUAUCUGGGCUCUAGGCUGUCUUCUCUUCAAGCUGUGUUUCUACGAUCAUCCCUUUGAGGACUCUGCCAAACUGAGAAUCAUCAAUGCAAACUUUGUCAUACCUGAGUCAGACACAGAGUACGACCUCUUCCACGACCUUAUACGUGGUAUGCUUAGAGUGAACCCGGAGGAGCGACCGGGCAUCAACGACAUCAUCGACAGACUCCACGAGAUUGCUCAAGCCAAAGACGUGAACCUCCGAGAGCCCCUGUCCUUCCCCAAGAUGGCGUACGCCACCCCUCCCGACACCCCAGAGAGGAGACAGCCCUACACCCAGCCCCAGAGCCAGGCCAAUGAGGGUGGCUUCGGUGCAGGGUCCCUGUUCAAUUCUCUGAAAGGAGGAGCCGGGAGCAUGUUCAAAAACCUCAAGGAUGCCUCCAGCAAAGUCAUGGAGACUGUGUCAAACACCAUCAACAAGACAGACAUGGAUAUAUCCUACUUGACCUCUAGAAUUGUUGUGAUGUCAUACCCUGCGGAGGGCGUGGAGUCGGCCAUCAAAAACAGUAUCGACGACGUUCGCUCCUUCCUCGAGUCCCGCCACCACGGCUGCUACGCUGUGUACAAUCUAAGUCAGAGAACGUAUCGAGUCGCCAAGUUUGAAAAUAGAGUGUCUGAGUGUGGUUGGACGGCCAAAAAAGCCCCUCCCCUGACCAACCUGUAUGCCAUCUGUAAAAACAUGCACCUCUGGCUCCGGCAGACGCCCAAGAAUAUUUGUGUUGUCCACUGUUUGGAUGGAAAAGCCAACUCAGCGUGUGUGAUAGGAUCGUUCCUGGUGUUCUGUCGUCUGUUUGAGAAUGCUUCAGCAGCUAUGCAUCUGUUCACAGCCAGGAGAUCUCAGCCUGGCAUAGCCCCAUCACAGAAGAGAUACAUAGACUACAUCGGCCAGAUGGUGGCCGACAGACCAGUAUUACCUCACAGCCGGCCCGUCUUACUCAAGGCCUUACAGAUGCGACCGCUGCCGCUUUUCAACAAGAUGAAGAAUGGCUGCACGCCGUUUGUGGAAGUCUACAUUGGGGAUGAGAGAGUGCUGUCCACAUCACAAGAGUAUGAAAAGAUGAGACAGAUCACGGUGGAGGACGGGCGGGCCAUGCUGCCGCUGAAUACGUCAGUGGCCGGGGACAUCACCAUCAUUGCCUACCACGCCCGCUCCACCUUCGGGGGGAAGAUUCAGGGAAAGAUUACCUCCAUGAAGAUGUUCCAAAUCCAGUUCCACACUGGCUUCAUCGCUGAGGGGUCAACAAGUAUACAAUUUCACCAGUACGAGCUGGACCAGUUAGACACGGCUGACAAGUACCCGGACAUGUUCACCGUCGUCCUUGACCUUCUGGUGUCCCCGUCGGAGAAGAACCAGAGCGACCGGCGACUGCCCUGGGACAACUUCCCCACUGACAAACUCACACCCAAGAUCCUCUUCUCUUCCAAGGAUGAGAUUCACCAGACCUUCUCCGAGUUUGGUGUGUCAGAGAGAGCCAAAAGCCGCUUGAGUCGGGCCUCCAGUUUUGACACGGAGUCGCCGCAACACGCCCCAAGCACGCCGGUCAAAGGUCAGGACUCGAGGCAGUCGGAGCAGCAGCGAGCCGCUGAGCAGAAGAAGCCUGCUGCCAACGGAAUGUCAAGUUUUUUCACUACGCUAGAAUGGCAGGACGACCCCAGUGGCACGGGUGUGUCGGAACAAAAUCAACAACCCACCGAGUCUCAGGUGGGCCUGCUCAACGACCAAUCGGACGACGAGGACGACUUCAGCAGCCUCAGCCGGACCCGCACAAACGGAAACGACGACAUUCCCGCAGGGUACGGGGUCCUCGCCGGGGAGCCGGAGGAGAGGAGGCCGGCCGCGCAGUCACCGGCCGAGGAGGUGGACUUACUUAACAUGAACACGGCCAGCACCACCGCGAAAACAGACGCAGGGGUACGCGAGACGAGUGAGCAAAUAGACUUUUUAAACAUCGGCGGAGACCCGUCUAAUGUAGAUUUGUUGAGCGGGCACACGACAUCGAAACCCGCGCAGCCGAUGGCUUCACCGAGAGAGCCCGACCUUCUGGGGAUGUCUGGCUCCGACACGUUUGACCCUUUCCAGCAGCUGUCUGCCGAGCGGGCACCAUCCCCCGCCAAACCCGACCUCAUGACUUCCAACACUCCGGCAGCCAGUAAUGACACCUUUGACCCAUUCCAGAAUUUCGCAUCCUCUUCGAAUCAGCCGGCGUCGAGUAUCAGCACUGCGCAGCCGAGCUCUAAAUCGGGUGGUAAUGUAGAGGACGAUUUCUUCGCUUUUAUGGAGGACCAGAGUGCAGGGAACAAAAAUGAGGAGCCAGAUUUGAUGACCAGUUGGAAUGCGACCAGCAUCCAGAAUCUGAGCAACCAGACAUUCAACGCGCAGGCUGGCGCCGGUGCCCAGAGCGCCAACAGUUUGGGCGUCGGCCCGGGAAUGAUGCAUAAGAGCGCCAGCACGGGCUCAGCCAUGAACUUCCAGAGCAUGAUGGGAAGCCAGGGAGGUCGGAGUUCGCCGCAGAUGGGCAUGGGAGGCCAAGGAAUGGGGGGAGGGGGAGGUAUAGGCCAGGUGCCUAGAGCUGACCCUUUUGCAGAUCUGGGUAACUUAGGCAAGAAUGCUUUCAAGAGUUCUGGACCCACCAUGCAGCCCAGGGCUCCGGCACCAGCCACAGUCCCAGGUUUCCAGCAGGCGGGCUGGGGCAGUCCCAAGAUGCAGACGCCCGGAACAUUCCAGGGUCAGUCUAUGCCUCAGGCCCGGCCGCAGCAGUCUUCCCCGCAGCACCGACCGCAACAACCGCAGCAGCAACAGCAGCAGUUUGCCAAACCCAACUACACCAGCGUCAUCGGUGGCCGGGAGGACAGGGGACCCAGGAAAAAUUUUGGCCCCAAACCGAAACUGGACUCCAGCACCUUUGACGACCUGCUGGAAGACCACCAGUUCUCCAGUCGCAAGGAAAACGAGCCCAAGACGAUGGGCGACAUGAAGAAGAAACAAAUGGCGGAAGAGAUGGACCCGGACAAGCUCAAGAUCCUGGAGUGGACGACGGGCAAGGAGCGGAACAUCCGGGCGCUGCUGUGCUCUAUGGGAGCCGUGCUGUGGGACGGGGAGGAGCGGUGGAAGCCUAUAGGCAUGCACCAGCUGGUCACCCCCGAGCAGGUCAAGAAGUGGUACCGCAAGGCCGUGCUCUCCGUGCACCCGGACAAGCUGACGGACGACCCCCACCAGGCCCUGGCCAAGCUCAUCUUCAUGGAGCUCAACGACGCCUGGGCCAAGUUUGAGGAGGAGGGAUGCAAGCCGCUCUACUAGUACUUUCUCUCACUCUGGAUUUGUCCCUGAUGAACGAGUGGAAAUUUCGCGAUAUUUGCUUGAGAAAUGAGCAGAAGUUUGGUUAAAAGAGUCGGAAUAUUGUGAUAUUUCCUUGAUAGAUGAGUAGAAGUUUGUUAGAUAAAUGAGUUGAAAUUUCGCAAUAUUUCAUUGAUAGAUGAGCAGAGGUUUUGUUUUUAAAAAAAUGAGUGGUAGUCUUUGGAUACUUCCUGAAUAGAUAAGUGGAAAUUUUGUAAUGUUUGAAGGAUGUGAAAAUUCCCAGAUGUUUUUCUGGCAGAUGAGCAUGGACGAGACUUUACAUCUUGAGUUUUUGUUUUUUAGUGUGUGGAAAUUUCGCAAUAUUUCCUGGAUGAAUGAAAGGAAAUUUUGUGAUGUUCCCUGGGUAGAUGAGUAUAAGUGAGAGGCAAUAUCCGGACCUUUCCUGAAUAGAUGAAUGGGAAUUUCCCGAUGUUUUGAUACCUGAUUGAAUGAAUAGAAAUUUCCAGAUUUUUCCUGGAAGAUGAACAGAAUUUUUGGGAUGCCUCCUGAACGGAUAAUGAAACCUGUAAUUUUUAAAAACCCAACCCUUUAAAAAAUUGCAGUCUAAAAGUGCAGAGAAAAGGAUGGUCAAUGUACAUUCAAGCAUUUGCGGCAAACUUGUUUUGCUAUUUUUAAGUUAUCAUGUAUGACUGAAAUUGAACCACGUUUGACGUGUGUGAAUGUCGCAACACAUUCAUGUCGCUUAUGAGUGAGGGCUUUUUGUUUUAAAUUUUUGUUUGUUGUUGUUGUUGCAUGUGUUUUGGGGGUUUUUUUGUGACUGAUACAAACCAUGUCACGAGAGUAAGGCUUAUAUCUUGUGUCAGAUUUUCACCGCAUGUCACUAUGUUGAUAUGUAUUGAUAUGAUAUAAUAAUAAUAUGCAGAGCUGCCCAGCAUUCAGUGAGAUUAUUGUGUCCCUGUGUGUAACUGUUAGUUUGUUAGUUUACACGUCCUGGUUCUUCAACCCCCUCAUGUUUCUGACGUUUUUAUGUAUUGUUAUAGAUUUGACUGAGUUUUUCCUGCUGUUACAAUGCAACAAAGUACAGUGAAGUCGUGAGAGUGGCAUUAUCAUUACAUGAUGUUACU